Molecule: messenger RNA, 918 nt
Organism: Mycena indigotica
Lineage: Eukaryota; Fungi; Basidiomycota; Agaricomycetes; Agaricales; Mycenaceae
Exons: 2
Coding region: 1-918 (305 amino acids)
Source: RefSeq, a predicted model, not a curated record
AUGUCCAGUCUUGAGCUUCGACCCCGACUGCCGCCCGAACUCGAGAGAAGAAUCUUCGAAACUUCUGCUCUUCUCGACCGUUCAUCCAUCCCUCGCCUCCUUCUCGUCGCUUCUCGUGUACUUAUCUGGAUAGAACCUUUGCUGUACCGAAGUCUUGAAAUUGGGCUGAGUGGAGUGGACGGGCUCAACGUCGUGCGAGCGGUACUAGCGAAGCCGACGGAAUUUAUCAGUCGCAGCCUCCGUUCUCUCGUCUUCGGCCACAAUUUCUUUCAAUACUGGGCCUCCCUCUCAGAAGAUGAUAAGCUCAAGUUAUCGAGCCUCAUUAAAGGAAGGAUUACCCACGUUGGCGUGGCAGGGGCAGUCCAUUGCAUGUCUAUACUCGAAGAGUUCUCCGCAAGUCCCCUCCAGCUAUCGUGCUACCUCGACGAUCUCUUUGGCUAUACAGUUUUCGAGGCCGUAUCCACGACAAGCGGACUCAGAGCUGUCGUCCAGCAUCCUAUAUUCCGCCAGCUCACCCACUUUCGCAUCUUCAACGCCAAUCCCAGCAGGACAGAGCCCAUUUUGACCAUCGCGCGACAACUCCCUGCAUUGACACAUCUCGCGAUGCCGAGCUACCAUUUUGGCCGGUCCAUCAACAUAAAUCCACGCGAGCAAAGGGUGAAGCAGUACCUGACGGAGUGUCGGAUGCUGCAGGUGUUAGUCUCGAUCGAAGAAUCCGUUUCGGAUGAAAGACCCCAACAAGUGGCAGAGACAGUAGUACAUGAUGCGCCAGAGGAGGUGGUGCCCGACAUCCGCUUUGUUGAGUGCAACGUCGUGCAUUGGUUAGAAGAUGCUCGGCCUGGCUAUAACUUUUGGGAUAAGGCGGAAGCCUUGAUUGCCCUGAGGCGAGAACGUGUAGCCAAAAACGCGUCGAGGUGA